AUGGCCAUCUAUUGUCUUUCCUCAGCCCACACAGUGCCAUUCCUGCCCCUGAACCAGUCGGAGGCAUUCUGCAGUCGGUUUGAGAAUGGCCAGUGGUACUGCUACAUCAUCUUGGUCCUCUUCACCUUUGCCCUGCCCUUGGGCAUCCUGGGUAACGUGGCAGCGGUGCUAAACUAUACCUGCUUCAGGAGGACCAGAGGUCUGUCCACCAGCAACGUGUUCCUACUCAACCUGGCCCUGUGUGACUCAGCCUGGACCCUCACCCUGCCCUUCACCAUCUACUUCAGCCUCCAGAGGUCCUUCCACAGGGACAUCCAGAUCUUCUGCCAGCUCAAGAAGAUCUUCUUCAACAUCAACAUCUACGGGAGUAUCUUCUUCCUCACUCUGAUCAGCUUCGACCGCUACGCCGGCACCGUGCACCCCAUCAGCUCCCUCAGGUGGUGGGACACUUGUAAAGCCAAGCUCUGCUGCGCCUGCGUCUGGAUCUUCCUCUUCCUGGGCUGCAUCCCCGAGCUCUUUGUGACCUUCGCCUUGCAGAGACCGGGGAACGUGACCGUGUGCAUGGACCACAUCCAGGGUCCGUUCGUCUUAUUCAAAACCAUGUCCAUCAUCAAGACUCUGGUGGGCUUCGCCUUGCCGUUCAGUGUCAUGCUGGUCUUCUACGGGAUGACAGUGCAGGUUUUACGGGGCCUCCCUCGGGGGAAGAGGAGAGGUGGUGGGGGUCAGUGGGUGGGGAAGCCCCUGAUGCUCAUCACCGCCGCUCUGCUGGUGUUUGUGGUGUCCUUCGUGCCCUACCACGUCAUGAUGAUGACCCUGGUGUUUAUGAGGAUCAACGACCAGGUGACUCCGGCCAACGUGCACGUCCUCUAUGCCUCCUAUGAGUUCUUUGAGGCCAUGUGUAGUGUGAGCAGCUGCCUGGACCCAGUGCUGUACAUCCUGGCCAGUGACAGGUUCCAGAAGAGACUGCAGGCCCUCAGGAGGGGCCAAUAUACGGGACUGUGCUGUAGGCGUAGCAGGAGGGUAGCGGUGGAGGGCUGA
Oncorhynchus masou masou (cherry salmon) is the source of this 1038-nucleotide messenger RNA. RefSeq names its product P2Y purinoceptor 1-like. Bases 1 to 1038 code for a protein of 345 amino acids. NCBI's taxonomy places the organism in Eukaryota, Metazoa, Chordata, Actinopteri, Salmoniformes, Salmonidae. The transcript has a single exon. The record is from RefSeq and is a predicted model, not a curated record. Gene Ontology annotation, molecular function: G protein-coupled receptor activity. Gene Ontology annotation, cellular component: plasma membrane. Gene Ontology annotation, biological process: G protein-coupled receptor signaling pathway.